Penicillium riverlandense is the source of this 783-nucleotide messenger RNA. It is a transcript of the gene vip1, whose product is annotated as putative actin cytoskeleton protein (VIP1). The transcript has 3 exons. Bases 1 to 783 code for a protein of 260 amino acids. The record is from RefSeq and is a predicted model, not a curated record. Gene Ontology annotation, molecular function: RNA binding. NCBI's taxonomy places the organism in Eukaryota, Fungi, Ascomycota, Eurotiomycetes, Eurotiales, Aspergillaceae.
AUGUCUAACCAAACAACUGUCCACGUCUCGGGCAUCUCGCCCGCCACCACUGAGAAAGAAGUCCGCGACUUCUUCAGCUUCUGUGGCAAGAUUACUGCGCUGACCAUCACCCCCUCGUCCGCCGAGCCCGACGCUCCGAAAUCCGCCAGCGUCACCUUCGAGAAAGAAGCAGCCGCAAAGACCGCUCUUCUCCUCGACCAGACCCAAUUGGGCACCUCUGCCGUGCACGUGGAAGCUGCUGCGACUCUCGACGACGUCGCCGCCCCCGCAGCUGCCAGCGAGACCACCAAAGAAGGCGAUCAUGAGAUCUCCCAGGAAGACCUGCCUCGCUCGCGCAUUAUCGCCGAGUACCUAGCGCACGGCUACGUGGUCAGCGAUAACGCGAUCCAAAAGGCGAUCGCACUAGACCAGAAGCACGGCUUCUCGACCAGGUUCACCAACGCGCUAACCAACUUCGACAAAAAGUUCAAUGCCACUGAGCGCGCGAAGGGCCUUGACGAGAACUACAGCAUCACUGAUAAGGCGGCGACGGGCUGGCGUGGUCUGAACUCGUACUUUGAGAAGGCGCUCAACCACCCCUCUGGUCAGAAGCUGCGCGAUUUCUAUGUGCAGACUGAUAAGCAGGUUCGGGAUAUUCACAAUGAGGCACGCCGUCUGGCGGAUCUGAAACAGGGCAAGGGUGGUGAGACGGAGGGUGAGGCUGCUGCGGGUGGCGAGCCUGCUAGCUCCGGGCUGGCAACUGAGCCUGCUGGUGCGGCACCGCCUGCUGAGCCGAAGGCGUGA